This is a messenger RNA of Lotus japonicus, 973 nucleotides long. Its product is annotated as glutathione S-transferase F11-like. The record is from RefSeq and is a predicted model, not a curated record. Gene Ontology annotation, cellular component: cytoplasm. The transcript is spliced from 3 exons. The coding region runs from base 47 to 688 and encodes 213 amino acids. Lineage: Eukaryota; Viridiplantae; Streptophyta; Magnoliopsida; Fabales; Fabaceae. Gene Ontology annotation, molecular function: glutathione transferase activity; glutathione binding.
UAACACUCUUGAGCUCUCCAAUUUGCAUAUCAUCAAAACAGAGAAAAUGGUGGUGAAGGUCUACGGUGCUUCAAGGGCAGCCUGCCCUCAGAGGGUGUUGGCUUGCCUCUUCGAGAAAGGAGUAGAAUUUGAACUUGUGCCUGUUGAACUUGAAAAAGGAGAGCAAAAGAAACCUGAGUUCCUUCUCUUGCAGCCUUUUGGUCAAGUUCCGGUCGUGGAAGAUGGUGAUUUGAGGCUCUUUGAAUCCAGGGCUAUUGUAAGGUACUACGCAGCAAAGUAUGCAGACCGUGGACCUGACCUAUUGGGCACAACCUUAGAGGAGAGGGCCCUGGUGGACCAAUGGCUGGAAGUAGAAGCACACAACUUCAAUGAUUUGUGUUUCACUCUCAUGUUUCAGCUUGUGAUCCUUCCAAGGAUGGGUCAGCCUGGAGAUUUGGCCUUGGCUCAUAGCUGUGUGGAGAAGCUAGAAAAAGUGCUUGAUGUGUAUGAAACAAGGCUUUCUGAAACCACUUAUCUUGCUGGAGAUAAGUUCACUUUGGCUGAUCUGAGCCACCUUCCAGGGAUUGAACAUCUCAAAGAGACUGCCAAAAUGGGGCACUUGAUUACUGAGAGGGAGAAAGUGAGUGCUUGGUGGGACAAGAUUUCAAGUAGGCCAGCUUGGAAGAAAUUAAGGGAGCUGGUUCAGUAAGUAGGAGAUGUUAUAACUCCAAUUCUUAUAUGUUAUUUGUAUGAGUAGUAGAUGCUUUGUGUUUUCAUAAGAUGGUAGAAAAAAAGAGUGUGGGACUGGUGAUGGUUAUCUUUUGGUUUGGAAAAUAAUUUGUUCACACAUCAAUUCCAUUCACACCCUUAAAUUGUUAGGAAUGGAAAGUGUGUGAAAAUAUGAUAAAGAGAAUAUGAGUGUGAUGUAUCAAAAUUUGUUUUAUGUUUGGUUACGUUGGUAAGCAGUGUAAGGAUAUGGGUGUAGCAAAAAAUA